UUGGCCGGCGGCAGGUUCUCUAGCCAUGCCAAGCUAGCGGUCGCUGGACGGAGCCAAAGUGUAGACCUGGAUGACCACCACAAACCUGAGUUUAGAAGAGUUUUUAGUUCUUCCAUCAUUGAAAAUGGGCAUCAGUCUUCAUCAGGUCAGGCAAAAGUCUCCCAUGAAUUGACCUCUUUUCAUGUAUCAGAGUCUUCCCCUGAAGCCCAUGCCCCUGCAGUCACUUUACAGAUGCCCCACCUUCCCGUUACUGCAGUAACCAGGAUAUCGGAGAAGUUUUCAGGAGAGACCAUCUGUUCAACAGGAACAACUAAUGUGUCUGCUGGCCUGCUAGGACAGAGCAAGAGCAAAAAUGUGAUGGCAGUGAAAACUUCCAACCAGUCAGAGAAUACCACUUCUGUCACUAAGUCUGUCUCAACUGUGAGCUAUGGGACGAGUAGUGGAACCAAAACUGGUGAAAGUGCCACUGACAGUUACUGUGAAUUGACCCCCAGCUCUCACUCCUCUCCUCCUGCUGUACAUCGCCAAGUUGAAAGGAGGCGAGAACUGGUGCGGUCUCAGACACUCCCACGGAUGACUACAGGAACACAGGGCAGGAAAGCACUUUUCGAGAAGUUUGAACACGAUGGUGGGAAAGGAAAAGGAGAAUGCAGAGCUAAGCUGAAGAGGUCGCAGAGUUUUGGGGUUGCCAGCGCUAGCAGCAUUAAACAAAUUCUGUUAGACUGGUGUCGCUCAAAAACCAUAGGAUACAAGCACAUUGAUCUCCAGAACUUCUCCUCAAGCUGGAAUGAUGGGAUGGCAUUCUGUGCUCUUGUGCAUUCUUUCUUUCCUGAAGCUUUUGAUUAUAAUAAGCUUGACCCAGCUAAUCGCAAGCAGAACUUUGAGCUGGCCUUCACCGUGGCUGAGAAAAUGGCUCACUGCGAUCGUCUGAUAGAAGUGGAUGACAUGAUGGUGAUGGGUCACAAGCCAGAUCCCAUGUGUGUCUUCACUUAUGUUCAGUCUCUAUACAAUCAUCUGCGAUGCUUUGAAUAAAACCAUCA
This is a messenger RNA of Phaethon lepturus (White-tailed tropicbird), 1040 nucleotides long. It is a transcript of the gene SMTNL2, whose product is annotated as smoothelin-like 2. The annotation marks the transcript as partial. The transcript has 8 exons. Gene Ontology annotation, cellular component: M band; I band; microtubule organizing center. NCBI's taxonomy places the organism in Eukaryota, Metazoa, Chordata, Aves, Phaethontiformes, Phaethontidae. Gene Ontology annotation, molecular function: protein phosphatase 1 binding; tropomyosin binding. The record is from RefSeq and is a predicted model, not a curated record. Gene Ontology annotation, biological process: positive regulation of vasoconstriction; actin cytoskeleton organization.